This is a messenger RNA of Zingiber officinale, 1228 nucleotides long. RefSeq lists its product as uncharacterized. Gene Ontology annotation, cellular component: mitochondrion. NCBI's taxonomy places the organism in Eukaryota, Viridiplantae, Streptophyta, Magnoliopsida, Zingiberales, Zingiberaceae. The record is from RefSeq and is a predicted model, not a curated record.
CCGCAACGGUCAGUGCCGAGCCGCAGCCCGCUUUUAACUGCAGACCACUAUCUCUGUGUUGUCCCGAAACCCUUAAUCGACCUUUCUGAUCUACCGCCACCGUCAGCGGCGGCUGCGGAAUCGACAGUGGCAACCGUGUCGGCAGAUGGCCUUGGCGCGGUUCUGUGCGGCCUGGCGUCUCCAUGGGCGACGUCAAGGAUUUCAGUUUCCCUCAGAAUAUUCUCUCUCUUCCGGUUAUACCCGUAAAGCUGAUGCGUUGCGCUCUCAAUUAUCUCGCAACUUAAUCACUUCCCCUGCCCCUUUGAGUUACCUCAGUUCAGGAGCAGAAGUGUUUGUUCUCCGAAGAAGCUUCCAAAGUUGUUCUUAUAAUGCUAGUAGCGUCGAUCCUCCGCAUGCAGUCAAAAAUGCAGGCUGCUUGACUCAGCCGUGUUCUUAUAAGUCUACAGAGAUAUCAUCCAGCAUUAGCGGUGUUAGAUACAUGUCCAUUGUGAAAGCCCCCGGUGGAGCAAGACAGGUUUCUUUGAAGUUGACUCUGCUGAGUCCUGGAUUUGUUUAUGAACCAUAUGCGCCACGAGAUCCAAUUCCCUUUUGGAGAAGGUGGUUCACGCCAUCUGGCUGGAGAAGAACUAAGGAGGAUCUAAUUAUGGAGUUGAAGAGUGCUUAUGCCAUUACUAGGUUAAAAAAAGUAGCUGGAUAUUCAAGGAAGCUUUUCUAUCAACAUGCUUUGAGAUUGUACAAGGAGAUUAACACUUCAUUGGCAAAUGGAGACACUUCAUCUUUAAGAAAACUUGUUACAGAAAAGAUGUAUUCUACCUUGAAGAAUGAAAUCAAGCGGAGGGAUGCAAUGUGGAAUUCAGUUUACUGGGAAUUAGUUGAACCUGUGACUAGAAUUCGGACAUUGCGUGCUCGAAUGAUUGGUUUGGAUAAAGAUGAUCUUGAUAAGGCUUUUGUACAAAUGACACUUGAAAUCACAGCAAAGCAGGCUUACAAUGCGAAAGGCGCUGUUGUUUCUGGAGACAAAACAAAAGAGGUGCUUGUUCGAGACAUCUGGGUUCUUGAAAGGUCCCUAUUCCACCCUGGGGCAGAUUGGCGUCUCUGUUCGAGAAUUGUGCUAUAGGUUAUAUGAAGGCACAUUCAGGUAAUGCUUGCCCAGUGUAGCACUAAUUUUCCCAUCAAAUUUUCAUCGACUCGUUGGCAAUUAAUUAUAUCGGGAUUCUGUUCCUUUGAA